Molecule: messenger RNA, 622 nt
Organism: Camelina sativa (false flax)
Lineage: Eukaryota; Viridiplantae; Streptophyta; Magnoliopsida; Brassicales; Brassicaceae
Source: RefSeq, a predicted model, not a curated record
UCAUUGACCUUCUCCUUCCCAAAAGUCGUCGUCGGGAAAACUCAAAAAGACGGACAUGACCCUCUUCAAAAGGCCUUCACCGUGCCUUUACACGAAGGUGGACAAGGAAGACCCCGAAGAGGUGCUUCACCGACGAGCCAAGUUCUUGAUUUACAAAACACUUCAAGAAGCCGACUUGGUUUCUCGGCGUGAUCCUCAUUCGUCGUUUAUACGGCUGAAGCUUUAUCUGUUGAAGGUCAAGAUCGCAAAGAGGUUGACUAAGCUGCGUCGGAGCGUAGUAUCCGCCAUUAGAUUUGGCGGGAUUCGAAAGCAUUCUCACAACGGCGUGAGAACGUUGAAGAAGCUUUUCCAAGGUGGUGGUGCAACAAGUGGACUACCUAGGCCUAUUUUUGAAGUUUGAUUUCUAAUUUCAUAUUUCUUGUUUUUGUGUAAUUUUUUUUUCUUUUGUUUCUGGAGUUUCUGUUGAUCUCUAUUACAAAAGUUUAUCAAGAAAUGUAAUAUGAAGAGAUCAUGAGUUUUACUUUUUCAUAAAAGGGGGAAGCAAUCUUUUUUUUUUUUUUUUUGUCAAAGGGGGAGACAAUCUUAUAAGUGUAUAAUAAUAACCAUUUAACUAUAUGAUGCU